Trichechus manatus latirostris (Florida manatee) is the source of this 6083-nucleotide messenger RNA. RefSeq names its product ZXD family zinc finger C (gene ZXDC). Gene Ontology annotation, cellular component: nucleus. Gene Ontology annotation, biological process: regulation of transcription by RNA polymerase II. The transcript is spliced from 10 exons. NCBI's taxonomy places the organism in Eukaryota, Metazoa, Chordata, Mammalia, Sirenia, Trichechidae. The coding region runs from base 2491 to 4068 and encodes 525 amino acids. The record is from RefSeq and is a predicted model, not a curated record. Gene Ontology annotation, molecular function: transcription coregulator activity.
GUGUGCGGGGCGGGAAUGCAGGCAUCCGUUGGUAUUGUUUUUGCAGGUGGCUGCAUUUGAAAUCCUAACCCCUCGUUGUGCGGGCAUUUGUCUGUGCGGUAUGAACAAAUAAGCACAGCUCUCUUUCCGAAUGGUGUAGGCAACACAGCCAUAUCAGCUGCUUUAGUUAGUGGAAGUGCUUAUUCUCUGCACAGCCGGUUGUACUGAGUUAUGAGUCAGGUCCUAUUUUUUUCAUUUAAAAAUCAAAUAUGCGCGGGGUGCACACUGUGCCAGAUGGACAGAGGUGACUGUGGCCAGGGCCAAGGCCUUAAAGCACAGUAACAACAUUGAAGGUAUAGUCACAGGGUGGUACUACACAGUUUUUGUGCCGUUUGUACUUUUUCUUUAAUUAGUAGACUUUAUUUUGUAGAGCAGUUUUAGGUUUACAGAGAAAUUGGGCAGGAAGUACAGAGAAUUCACGUACACCUUGUAUACUUUUAUUUCCUUUGAAUUUCAUAAUUUUUUGAGGUUUUAAAAGUAUCCUCGUCUUACACGUGAAAGAACUGAGGCCCAGAGAUGUGGAUGAAACCAGCAUGAAUUCUUUUUCUUGUAUUUGCCUGCAGCUGGGGGCAGGUGUAAGACACCAGGGCAGGGAGGCUGAGGUGCUCCUGGAGGGACAGUGCUCCUCCAGAGGAGGAAGAGAAGAUUCCUGGCAAGAGGGCUGUAGACAAAGUAGGCACUUUUGGAGCAGGAGACAGGAGUAGGAUAUAGUCGGGAAAAUAGGGUGGAGAGCAGGGCAGGCGGGUGAAAGCCGCAGAGUCUGGUGGAGCCGCUUGGAGAAUGUGGGCUUUGGUAAGGGGGCAGGGAGUAAAGUUGGAAGGAUGCUGGAGGGCCAAAUAGAGGGUGGGGGACCUCCUAUGCCAGUGGACUGUCUCGUACAUCCCUCCUUGUGGAGAACAUGACUUUCGGCCACUGAUUUAAAACCUUUUUCAGUCAAAGUCAUACAUUCUUGUGGGAAUCUGAUGGUGGCUAUAGACCCUCUCCCAAGUAAAAUGCACUAAGAGCAUCAUUCUGUGUAUAGUAGUGGGAGGAUCAGGGAUCUAGCAUGAGUACCCUGAGGGUUUUGAGUUGGAUGAUCAGUGGGGGCUUCAGUGUGUGAGAUGGGCAGAAGCAGGAGAGACCAGUGAAACAGCAUUAAAUACUCAGACAUGAGAUUAUUGAGGGCCCGAACCAGGUAGUGAUGGGGAAUAUCUCCACGUAGGUAAGAUAUCGCAGAGACAGAAUGAAAGGGCAUGGUUACUAACGGAAGGUGGGCAGUGAGGUGGUCUUGCUAAGGUAGUGAUCCACAGCGUUCACUUUACCUGACUGAGAUAAUACACCAAAGCCCAAAAUAGGGAACCUGUGGGACCGGGGAGCAGAUUGAGGACAGAGACGAUGAUUUCAGGGCAUUUAGGAAGAUCAGCAUUACCCAGUUAAGUGUUGCUGGGGAAGUAGGGUUCUGUGGUCUGAUACUCCUGGGCAGUGCUCUGUGAUAUAUAUCUGCUUGGUGAUUCACAGGCACAGUGGUAGCAUGUUAAAGGCUCCGAGAAGAGCUGCAACAAGAAAACCUGUUAAACAUCUUUCAACCUAAGAGUUUCCACCUUAUUUGAGCACUGAACAUUUCUGUCAAAGGAGAACCACUGUUGUGGGGAGUUUGGGAAUUGCUGAGGUGGGCUUAUUAGUCUGGUGGCUCAGCCCUGGGGGCUGAAGAUGGAGGUGGGAAAAGUCGAGUGAAUGGAGAUGACUCUUUUUGACAAAGCAGUGAGAAGAACUGGGUGGGGGUGGCAGCUGCAGGGGAUGUCUGCAUAUGCAAUCGUAAAGGUUGCAGUACAGCUCCGAGGGGUGAGGAAAUCUGUAUUAUAAUAGUUUCUGGUCCUCCAAAGCUCAACCUUACGAGGCUACGGCUCUUUCCUUUGUUUUUAAUUUCUCUCGGAUUUUCUUGGGUGUCACGGGAGCAGCACUGACAUUUGACCCUGCAGGGACUGGGCUACAAAAUGGGCCAGUAGAUGGCUGCGAUGGGGGACUUUCUCUUGAUCAGUGGCUCCAUCUGGAAGUCCAGACGUGGUCUGGUUGUGCCUAUUGCCUGCCAUUGACCACCCCUACUUUAGCUAUUACAAAGCCAAACAUUAAAGGCUGUAUCUUUUUAGAGGUGUGUCUGAAUGAAGCAUACCUCAGUAUGAACAGUGUCUUGGCAUUGUGACUAGCAUUAACUCUGUUGAAUGAUUUUUGCCAUACCAGUGAGCAGAGCUUGUUUUUCUUUGUUCAGGCUGCGAGAAGACAUUUAUCACAGUGAGUGCUCUAUUUUCCCAUAAUCGAGCCCAUUUCAGGGAACAAGAACUCUUUUCUUGCUCCUUUCCGGGAUGCAGCAAACAGUAUGACAAAGCCUGUCGGCUGAAAAUUCACCUGAGAAGUCAUACAGGUGAAAGACCUUUUGUUUGUGACUCUGAUAGUUGUGGUUGGACCUUCACCAGCAUGUCUAAACUCCUAAGGCACAAAAGGAAACAUGAUGAUGACCGGAGGUUUACCUGCCCUGUGGAAGGCUGUGGGAAAUCAUUCACGAGAGCAGAACAUUUGAAAGGCCACAGUAUAACCCACCUAGGCACAAAGCCAUUUGAGUGUCCUGUGGAAGGGUGCUGUGCUCGAUUCUCUGCUCGCAGUAGUCUAUACAUUCACUCUAAGAAGCACCUCCAGGAUGUGGACACUUCAAAAAGCCGCUGCCCGGUCUCCACCUGUAAUCGACAGUUCACAUCCAAACACAGCAUGAAGACUCACGUGGUCAAACAGCACAACCUGCGCCAAGGUCUUGUCACUUUAUGUGUCUCUCAGGGAGUGACAAAGAUGUAUAUGCUUGAUACAUAUCUCUUAUCUCAGCUAGAAGCUGCAAGUUCUCUUACGCCCAGCAGUGAACUUACCAGCUCAGGACAAAGCGAGCUCAAUAAUAUAGACCUUGUGUCUCUCUUCUCUAAUGCAUCUGGUGAUAAUAAUAGUUCGACAGUUGCAUCGGACAUGGCAUUGGUGAACUCUGGAAUCUUGACUAUUGAUGUUAAUUCUGUGAGCUCGUCUCUGGGAGGGAACCUUCCUGUUAACAACAAUUCCUUGGGCCAGAUGGACCCACUGGUCCUGGUGGCCAACAGUGACAUUCCUUCCAGUCUGGAUAGCCCUCUCAUGCUUGGGUCAACGGCACCGGUUCUUCAGCAGAGCAACUUAAAUCCAGAUGAUGUGCAAACUGUAAGUGCAGAAGCAUUAGGUUGUCUGGUGUCUCUUCCUGUGAAGAACUUGAGUCAAGACCCACAGGCUUUGACCUCCAGCAGCAAUUCGGCAUUGAACAGAUCCACACCAACCCCUUCAAACAGCCCCGGUGGAAACAGCCAUGUCCCAGAACUGCUGGCUCCAAUCAAAGUGGAACGGAACUUGCCUCCUGGCCCAGAUGUUGGGCCACAGGAAAGAGACAAAGUGGUAACCCAGUUUGGGCUCUCCAACCCAGCAGAAAACUGCAGUGCUCAGAAAGACAUAGACCUCAGUGCAGUGCCCGGAAACUUGUAUUUGCUGUGUGACCUUGGGCAGCCUCGCUUCUCUGAGUACAAAUGGUGUGUGGUGAAUGGGUUUCAGGAAAGUGGGGGCUCAGCAAGAACUGAUUACCGAGCCAUUCAACUAGCCAAGAAAAAAAAGCAGAAAGGAACUGGGAACAAUGCAGGAUCCUCAGGGCCUGCUCAAAGAAAAAUAAAAGGUGAGAAAAUCAGUCCUCACUUCCAUGCAAGCCAGGGCAGUUGGCUGUGUGGAGAUGUUGUGGUGCCAAGUGGAGGCCUGACGGGACCAGAGCCAGCAGCCGGGGUGCGGUGCGUUCAGGUCCAGCUACUGCAGGACGAUCCCUCAGGUGAAGGAGUCUUGCCACUUGCACUCAGCUUGCAGCCUCCCCUGCUCCGUCCCGUCCUCACCGUGGACUUGCCUGUCUACGUCCUCCAGGAGGUGUUCCCAGCCCCAGAGGAUGCCGCUGGUCCUGAGGCUGUACAGUUCUCCAGAAGCACCAUCAACCUCCAGGACUUGCAGUGAGAAUGCUGGCUGCGAGAGCCCCCGAAGACUCAAUUAGAUGGUUCUGUUGGCGUGGGUAGGACUCCCACUCAGCUUCUGCUCAAAAGUCUAGCCUGAUUCUUCAGAAAACUUUUUGGUGCAUUUACGGAAAGUAUUUUUCUUAUGUUUUAUCAGGAAUCAGUCAGGGGCUCUGCUGUUUGAAUGUGCCCUGUACAAGUGCAGUGCUUUGGGAUACGGGGCUCACCUCUGGAGAGGCCCAAGUUGGGUCCUUACCAGCCACCCACGUGCAACGUCCUUUCUUUCCCGCUUGGCCUGAGCCAUGCAGCACUUGUUGCAUUGGAAAGAAAAGGGAAAAGACGUCAGUAGGAAUAGGGUAGAAUUCAGGUUUCCCAGCCAAAUACAGCUUUCUCUGUAGUAAACUAGAUGGGGUCUGUUAGUUCAGUGUUUAGUAUUUUGCCUGAGACAUAGCUAGAAAGACCAUUUUCCCUGAGAGCUCGUAUAACAGGCCAUAUCCCAGUCAUGGGGACAGUGUUUGUGGUCAGGCUGAUUCUGCUGUGUUGUAGGGUGGAAGUGGCCACGUCAACAGGGAGGCUAAGUUCAAGUCCAUGUUCUUGCUGUGAAAUCAGACCAGGCAGGGCCAGGCAGGUGCCGGACCAGCAGGCGGCCCAUUUGAGAGGAAGUGGUAGUGAGUGCAGUGGGCUGUCAUUGGACCUGAGCGAGCCCUCUUCAUGGGCCCCAGGUGUCGUUCAUAGUUUGAGUGCGGUAGAGUUAACACUUUUAAAAUAAUCUUUCUAAAUUCUGUUGUUGGGUAUUAAUGUUUAAUGGUAAUUUGACAACGGUUUAUACAGUGAUGUUCUGAAUACUGUAUGUAUAGGACUGUAAUAAUGGUAUGUGUAUGUUUUUUAUUGUUGAGGUUGAAGAUGUGCAUAUAAUAUGUCAAGGUAUAUUUUUACGGAGUAAGGUCUGUCUUACAAAAAGACAAGUUGAUAAUCUUGCACAUAUUUAUUUGUUAAAUACAGUUGAUGGAAUGGACACAGGGUCAUUCAGAAAUGCUUUUUUGCCUUGUGCCUUUUGGAGUGUAUGGUUAUUCAACCAAUGCUGUUUUGAUUCUCAGACUGGAAUCAUCUAAACUCUGCCCAUUCUGUGUUUGUUUCUUGAAUUUGGGGCUUUGGCUUUUUGGAAUGACUCCAGCAUUCUCUGUGAUUCCUCUCUGUCUGUCCUGCCGGAGGUGCAUCUAUCUGCCCAGAUUGCCUCUGCCUGCAAGAAUUAAAACCACAUUUGUAAAUGGUUCUUUUCCACAGAAGUCUGUGCUGCGUCACAGACAAGUCCAGGGCUUGAAUGUGCCCACCUGGCCCUCACCUCAGACCUUCUAAGACUGACAGAUAGUGCCCCCCUCUCUCUGGGGAGGCAGGCACCCCCUGCCGGCGUGGUUGUGGUCCCUUUGUGGCCUGUGGGCCUCUUACACCUCCCUUCCUGAAGGGAGGAGGGUCUGGGCCAUAGGAGUGCUUCGUCUCGGAGGCAUGGUCUGGGUCUCUCUCCUGCCCAGGCGUUGGGGAACACACCACAAAUGGUUGGGGUGGGCUGUCACCGUCUUGUGGGCACUGAGGUUCACCCCUGGCAAUGGACCUAACUCCCGGUGCAAAUGAAUAAAAGUUUUUGUAUAGUCACACGCCAAAGGCUUUGCUUGGUUUAAUUCGAGGAAUUUGGGUAUAGAGUGUUGAAACCGUUUUGUUUUCUUCUUCAGUUAGUAGUAAUGACCUGUUUAUCUGCCCAGUUUGCUGCUUACUUUUCUUGUCUUUGCAUCGGGGAAAUCCCGUACUACAUCUCAUCAUGCAGUUGGAGACUUUGUCUCUUAAAGCAGCCGUUUUAGAGGAGAACCAAGAUGGUGCUCCUUCCCUCUAGCACAGGCUUAAGGCCAAAUAAUGAAAGAGGGUUUCUGAGAUUGAUUAACAGCGUCAGCUUCCUUACACAGGCCUCAAGACACCAAAGAGACAUGGAGUUUAUUUCAGUGGGAGAAAGGGAAUGUACAGAAGAGA